Molecule: messenger RNA, 1977 nt
Organism: Cyprinus carpio (common carp)
Lineage: Eukaryota; Metazoa; Chordata; Actinopteri; Cypriniformes; Cyprinidae
Product: transcriptional enhancer factor TEF-3-like
Exons: 11
Biological process (GO): hippo signaling; embryonic organ development; regulation of transcription by RNA polymerase II
Cellular component (GO): transcription regulator complex
Molecular function (GO): RNA polymerase II cis-regulatory region sequence-specific DNA binding; DNA-binding transcription factor activity, RNA polymerase II-specific
Source: RefSeq, a predicted model, not a curated record
GCACCUGCACUGUUCCAGACCUGGAAAAGCCCGUCAUUUUCCCACCACGGCCUUUUCCAGAGCCUCAGCUGGCCCAUCAGUAUCCGCGAGGGUGUUUUGCUCUCUCCCACCACCACCCUGUCGUCCGAGUGGGUAUCAGCGCCCUCUCCGGGGGGCGCUAGCGAGGAGCUGAGCGAGGGAUUGGAUAAGACUCUGGAGAACGAUGCGGAGGGCGUGUGGAGUCCAGAUAUCGAGCAGAGCUUUCAGGAGGCGCUGGCCAUCUAUCCGCCCUGCGGCCGACGCAAGAUCAUUCUCUCUGAUGAGGGCAAGAUGUACGGACGGAAUGAGCUGAUUGCGCGAUACAUCAAGCUUCGAACUGGAAAGACGCGGACCAGGAAACAGGUCUCCAGUCACAUUCAGGUGCUGGCACGAAGGAAAGCUCGGGAAAUUCAGGUGAAACUCAAGGACCACACAGCCAAAGACAAAGCCAUGCAGAGUAUGUCCACCAUGUCUUCGGCUCAGAUCAUCUCGGCCUCGGUCUUUCAGAAUAAGAUGGCUCUACAGGGCCUCUCGCGACCGACCUACCCGACCGCUGCUGAGUUUUGGCAUGGAGCUCUCGCAGGACAAGCCGCAGGUCCUGAAGACAUCAAGCCUUUUUCUCAGCAGAACUUCGUCAUGCAGGCCACCGGUCCUCCGUCUAUAGCAGGUUAUGAAAGUGCUUCGGGUCUGUCGGUGUCCUGGCAGGGCCGAAGCAUCGCCAGCUCCAGACUGCGCAUGCUGGAGUUCUCCGCUUUCCUGGAGCAACCUCAGGAUCCAGAGACUGUCAACAAGCACCUGUUUGUACACAUCGGUCAGUCCAACCCCACGUACAGCGAUCCGUACCUCGAGGCCGUGGAUGUACGGCAGAUUUAUGACAAAUUCCCAGAGAAGAAAGGAGGGCUGAAGGAGCUGUUUGAGAAAGGACCAGCUAACGCUUUCUUCCUCGUAAAGUUCUGGGCAGAUCUGAGCAUCAACCUCCAGGACGACAGCAGCUUCUUCUACGGCGUAUCGAGUCAGUAUGAGAGCUUGGAAAACAUGAUCAUCACCUCCUCCACUAAAGUCUGCUCUUUUGAAAAACAUGUUGUAAAAAAUGUAGAGACGGAGUACGCGCGCUUUGAGAGCGGCAGAUACGUGUUCAGGAUCCAUCGAUCGCCGCUGUGUGAAUACAUGAUCAACUUCAUCCAUAAACUCAAACAUCUGCCAGAGAAAUACAUGAUGAACAGCGUACUUGAAAACUUCACCAUUCUGCAGGUGGUGAUCAACAGAGACACUCUAGAAACCCUGCUGUGCAUCGCAUACGUGUUUGAAGUGUCCACCAGCGAGCACGGAGCCCAGCAUCACAUCUACAGACUGGUCAAAGACUGAGACCGGCCGCUCCGGGGUCACGGAUCCACAGACGCCACAGCGCUCCCUCCUGGACGCAGCCCAAACUCCUGCUCUCCUCCUGCUCGGGUCACGCAGACACGCAGGUCAAGCGGCUCUCGAGGAGCACUGCUCAGAGGCACAAGCACAGAAUCUGAAUGUCGUGACAUUUGAAUUCAUUCUUUUGUAUAAUGAGAACUGUGAUAGCAGGACGAAAUGCAUGAGAAAGUUCUUCGUUUUUUUUCUUCAAUCUCAUUGUAGCCCCAUGUGUUUGUGUUAGUGUUUGUUAGUAUGGGAGUGAUGGUCACCUACUUGACGAAUGUUUUUUUUUUAUCGCCAAAGGUGGACAAACAGUGGCUUUCAAGCCAAAGGUGGACAAACGUGAACGCCAAACGACAGAAUGUGUUUUUUAUUUCAUAGAUUUGUUACAUUGUAUUUAUCAGCCAUGAUCUUAAAUGUGGAAAACCGAUCUGAGGAAGUCGGAAAACUCUGGGCUUUUCUCCACAACGAGGGUUUGUACAAAACAGACAUGUAACUGACAGCAGAAUCAGUCAGAAACUGAUAUUUGGAAUAAAGAGCGUGUGUUAUCCUUUAAAA